GCGAGCGAGCGAGGGACACCUGGGCGGCUGCGCUGCCUCCUCCUCCUCUCACGUAGGUUUCGACUUUCUUCCCCGCCCGGAAACUUGGUGGAGGCGCCGCGCUUGCCGCCGUCGCAGGCCGGGUUGGCGCUGGGCUUCCAGCGACUCUUCCCUCCCCAUUCCGGGGGAGAGCGAGCCCUUCCCCAGCCCUGGUGGCCGCAGGAGCUGUCACCUGUGGUGAAGGGCAUUUCAGCUACUGGUUGCAGCAGCUCUGCCUACCCAGAGGCAUUGGCAGAGUUUAAGUUCACUUCAAACUCAGCUGCAGCUGCCCUGGGGAGCCACAGUUUGAGAAGGUUUCGUUUUGUUUAAAUGAAGAGGUCCGUGGCAGAGCUGCUGUGUGACAAUCUCCUCCCUGCUGCUGGCUGCCAUGGCUGACCCCAUCACUGAGGAAAUCGUGUCCCAAGUGCCCGAGCUGUGCUGUGAGUGUGGCCAGGCUCACCCCUUGCUGGACAAUCACCUGUACAACUUCCAGGACGAGGUGGACGAUGAGCUCAUCUGCCACAUCUGCCUGCAGCCCCUGCUGCAGCCCAUGGACACACCCUGUGGGCACACGUACUGUUUCAAGUGCCUGGAGAACUUCAUGCAGGAGUACAGCUUUUGUCCCAUGGAUCGCAAGAAGCUCUCCUUCCUGCAGUGCCACAAGUCCAGCCUGCUGGUGCGGAACCUGCUGGAUAAGCUGAUUGUGCUGUGUCCUUUCAAGGCUGAGUGCCAGCAGACCAUGCAGCGCUGUGAGCUGGAAGCUCACCUGCAGAACAGGUGUCCUGGGUUUAAGAAAUACAAAUCUGAACUCCAGCGGAAAAAGAAUCCCAUUCCCAAAGGGAAGGAGGAUCCUCCUGCCAGGGGGGAGACAAACAAGGAUCCAGAGGUCCCAAGUGGAGGCUCCUCACUCGUGGCAGAAAGCUCUGGAGCUGCUGUGGUGUCACUGGGGACUGCAGAGCCUGGACUGGUUAACCCAGCUUUUGAGGAGACUGAAGAAGACCUUCCUCAAAGAACCAGUCUUGUGGCUGAAACUACCACCAUCGAAAUCCACCGGGAAGAUCCUGAGGAAGAGCUGGGGAUGAGGAUAGUUGGGGGUAAGGACACCCCCCUAGGGAACAUUGUUGUUCAGGAAGUGCUGAGAGACUCUGUGAUUGCUGCUGAUGGAAGAAUUGCUCCUGGAGACCACAUCCUUGAGGUGAAUGGCGUCAACAUCAGCAGCGUGACUCACUGCCAGGCUGUCUCCUUCCUGCGCCACCCAGGCCCUGUUCUCCACCUCAUGGUCCUGCAGGAGAAGGGCUUUUCCAACAAGACUGCACAGCAGGAUUCCCCUUGCACACACCGGGAAGUGAUCCAUGUCACCUUGGUGAAGAGAGACCGGUCCGAACCCCUGGGAAUCAAACUGAUCAGGAAGACUGACGAGGCAGGGAUUUUUAUUCUGGAUCUCUUAGAGGGAGGCUUGGCAGCCAAGAAUGGGAAGCUGAGUCGGAAUGACAGAGUCCUGUCAAUAAAUGGCCAGGAUUUGAGGCAAGGAACUCCCGAGGCUGCUGCCCAGAUAAUCCAGACCACGGAGUCCAGAGUGAACUUUGUGAUCCUGAGGCAGCCUGGGGUGCAGCUGGGGGAGCCAGUGGAGGAUGGCAGCACCUCCAACAGCAGCAGCAGCAGCAGCAGCAGCAAUGGGGGGAGCCCAGUGCACCACAGGAGGCGACCAGAACAGAACCACUACAGACGAAAAUCCAGCUACCAGAAGGAUUUGCCUCAGGGAUAUGUAAGUCAUGAGAAGACAGUUGCAAUAAAAAAGGAGCCAAAGGAAUCUUUGGGAAUCACGAUUGGAGGUGGAAGGGAUAACAAAAACAAGCUCCCUAUCUAUGUGACAAGUGUGCAGCCCAUUGGAUGCCUCUUCAGGGAUGGCAGAAUCAAGAGAGGGGAUGUACUUCUGAGCAUAAAUGGCAUUGAUUUGACUCAUCUGAACUACUAUGAAGCUGUGUCAGCACUGAAAUCCAAUGCAGCUUCCCACUCAGUGACACUGAAAGCCUUGGAAAUCCUCUCCCUGAACUCCCCAGAGCCAUCCCUGGACAUCAGGGAGCAGGGAUUCAGCUGGUCUCCCCUCUGGAUCACGUGGCUUGGAUUGCCCAGCUACCUUCACUUCUGUCAAGAUAUCGUCCUUAGUAAAGGAAACCUGGAGAGUUGGGGUUUCAGCAUCGUGGGAGGCUUUGAGGAAAGCAAAGGAAACCAACCCUUCUUCAUCAAAACCAUCGUGCCCGGGACUCCGGCAUUCCGGGACAGGAAACUCAAGUGUGGAGAUGAAAUCGUGGCAGUGAACGGAGUGCCAGCAAUAGGAAUGAGCAACUCGGAAUUAAUCCCAAUGCUGAAGGAGCAGAGGAACAAAGUGACCCUGACUGUGGUGUCCUGGCCAGGGAGCCUCGUGUGACAGCUCCACCAAAGCCCCAACACUUCCAGGUAUCCAAGAGCAGCUGGACACCACCCAGGCCACAGCUGGCAGGGAAACAGGGACUGCUCCACUCCUGCUCCCGGUGCAUUGCCAUGGAAGACUCCUCGCUUCCUUUUCAUGGAAAACAUUUUACCAACAAACCUGGAUGUCAAAUUCAAAGUAAGGGUUAAUCCCACAGUUGUUGGAGCUUCUCAGGCUCAUUACAGCUCCUGAGGCCUGGUGGUGCACAGAAAACUCUUCCCAGUGUUUCUCCACGACCUGCCCUGGAGGCUGCUGAGGCUUGCCUUGAUUUUCGGGCUCUGCUUUCCACGGAGUGUUUGAACAGGUUAAAACAGAGGCUUUUAGAAGCAGCUACUAAAUCUGCAAGGAUGGGGACCCAAUUUAGGCACUUGUACCCAUCAGGAUUUCCCAGUCCUCAUUUUUAGGUGUCAGUAACCCCAGGAAUGUGUUAACACAGUAAAACUCAGAGCUGCUGGGCCAGCUCCCUGUAUGAGGGUCCUGUCACAAAUCCCAGUUUAGGAUCCUGCCAACUCCACUGAUUUAUUGUAAAGGGACAAUUUCAACAGCUUCAAGAACCACUCUCAAAGGUAUCAGAAAGAGGAGUUUCAUUGAAAUAUGACAUUGCAAAAUGUGAUUUUACCAAAGGCCAAGGGCAAGGUUCACUUAUUGCACACAGGUUUCCCUGGUUUUAGGAUUGAUAAAGCAGCUUUUUCCCCAGAAGGAAGGUGAGGAGGGGAAUGGGCUGGCCCAGCCUGUUUUAUUUUUGUUUCCAGUGAUGAGAGGCAGAGUUCAGGCAGGGGCAGGAGGGCACCUGUCAGACUUCUCCUGCAGUUCUGUUCACGUCCCUCUUGUAGCUGGAGCAAAAUAUCAACUCAUGGGAUCAGGGGAAGCUCAAAGGAUCCCUGGCUGCAGGAAAAGUCACCUCCAGAAGGAGACUGUGCCCAGCCCACCUUCAGUUCAAACCCACUGUGCAGUUAAAAUUCACAACUGAAGAACUGAAGCCCAGGCAGGGUGGUUUGACCUCUGACACUGUGAAAGUUCCUA
Messenger RNA from Parus major (Great Tit), 3511 nucleotides. Its product is annotated as ligand of Numb protein X 2-like. The coding region runs from base 407 to 2446 and encodes 679 amino acids. Gene Ontology annotation, molecular function: ubiquitin-protein transferase activity; metal ion binding; protein binding. NCBI's taxonomy places the organism in Eukaryota, Metazoa, Chordata, Aves, Passeriformes, Paridae. The transcript is spliced from 11 exons. The record is from RefSeq and is a predicted model, not a curated record.